AUGGCUUCUUCGGUCUAUGGCAGCAUCCCCAAGAACGAGCCAGGGCCGUAUGAGGCGGUGCAGAAGAGAGGAGCGCCGGAGUGGGAGGCAGAGGCGAAGCGAGGGUUCAUCAUCAAGGUCUACAGUAUCCUCUCCCUCCAGCUAGCGUUCACUGCUGCGUGCUGUGCCGGCGCCAUGUUCGUCACGCCGGUCAACUCCCUCAUGAUCGGCAUCGGGUUCUGGCCGCUCCUCGUCGCCAUGAUCGGCAGCUUCAUCUGCCUCAUCGCCCUCAUCUACAACAAGGUCAUCGAGUCUUGGAUGGUCGCCACGAUCUGCGCGCUGUACCAGGCUGGAGGCGUCGGAAACAUCGUCCUGCUUGCGUGGGCGACAACCUUCGGCAUCUUCGCGGCUUUGACCGCCUUCGUCUUCCUCACCCGAUGGGACUUCAGUGGGAUGUGGCUCUUCCUGUUCGUAGGAACUAUCGUGAUGAUGGUUUGGGGUCUUUGCAACAUGCUGUUCGGGUUUCACGCGUCCUUCGUCUACGGGGCGUUUGGAGCUCUGCUGAUGAGUGGCUGGAUCAUCUACGACACCUGGCAGAUCAUGGCGAGACUCGGCCCGGACGACUACAUCCUGGCCGUCAUCGACCUGUACCUGGACAUCAUCAACCUCUUCCUCUUCAUCCUCGACAUGUUCGGCCGCAACUGA
Molecule: messenger RNA, 684 nt
Organism: Guillardia theta CCMP2712
Lineage: Eukaryota; Cryptophyceae; Pyrenomonadales; Geminigeraceae
Exons: 10
Coding region: 1-684 (227 amino acids)
Cellular component (GO): membrane
Source: RefSeq, a predicted model, not a curated record